CCAGUCAUUUCAAUCCUCUAAGUGUCCACCAGGCGGCGCCAUGUUGUUGUUCGUGCUGGGGGAAAGAGGAAAACUAGGCGGGAUGAACCGCCUGACUGACACAACCGGAGAGAUCAGCAGACAGCAGGUUAAGUUUGACGGGGCUUUCCGGAUGAACCAGGGGACUUUAUUCCGAAGAAGUUAUCCCAACCUGGCUGUGGUGACACGUGUGCUGAACGCCGACCGUGGAGACUUUAUGGUGAAGAGAGAGGUCAGGAACACUGAUUUCACGGUCGUAGGAGAGCAUGAUGAUAGAACUGCACCACAGUUUCGCAGCCGCAAAGGCCGAGGUUCCCACAAGGGUCGGUCAUAUGACAGGUCCCGCAGGGACCGCCAGAGGGGAGGCCACCCAGGUGGCUUUGGAGGUCCUGGACCACGGUCUAGGCUUGAAGAUACUGAUGGAGAUGUGACUAUGAGUGACAGCUCUCAAGACAACAGCUCUCAGCACAGAUUCAACCCAUAUGGAAGACCUUUUCGGAAAGGAGAUGGACGGUUUGACCGAGACAGGCGACAAGGCAAAGUGGGAGGUGGUAGAGGAGGAGGAGGCGGCGGUGGCUUCAGAGGAGACCGAGGUGGAGGAAGCAGCAGUGGAGGAGGAGGGAGAAAUCAGUCGGGGUGGUCCAAAGUAACGAUACCACACGGAAGAAAAUAUGACAAGAAAUGGUUAUUGACAGCUCUUCAGAAUAUCUGUUCAGUUCCCUUCACACCUGUACAGUACCAUGUUGACCAUGACAGGGCACAUUUCUACGUGGAUGAUCUAUCCGCUGCCACUGCUUUACGCAAAUGUUCUCACAAGAUCACAGACACAGAUGGUUAUAAGGUGGAGGUACAUGCCAACUCCAGCGCUCCACCCUCCUUCCUCCUCUCUGACCUGAAGCCUGAGCACUUGGAGCACCUGAAGCAAUGCAUGGCAAAGCGUUUCGAUGGCUCCCAGCAAGCACUCGACUUAAACAACAUCCGAACAGACCCAGACCUUGUGUCCCAAAAAAUUGAAGUAACCUUGAAUCGAAAGACACACAUGGAAGCUGUCAUCAGAAUCAUUGAAGAAAACAUUCCAGAGCUUACGUGCUUGAAUCUAAGCAACAACCGUAUUCACAAACUGGAUGAACUUGCUGAAUUGGUUACCAAGGUGCCUAAUCUGAAGACCCUCAAUCUUUCCCACAAUGAGCUGAAGUCAGACCGAGAGCUGGACAAGGUGAAAGGCCUGAAGCUGGCAGAGCUGUGGCUGAACAAGAACCCUCUGUGUCUCUACUUCAAGGAUCAGGCCUCAUACAUCAGUGCUGUGCGGCAAAGGUUUCCCCGGCUUCUCAAACUGGAUGGUUAUGACCUCCCCGCGCCAAUUGGAUUUGAUGUGGAAACACCCACCACUAUCCCCCCCUGCAAGGGCAGCUGUUUUUGCUCAGAUGAAAUCAAGGCUCUCAUCCUUCGCUUCUUACAACAAUACUACAGUAUAUACGACUCAGGGGACAGACAGCCUCUUCUGGAUGCUUAUCAUGAUGGCGCAUCGUUAUCCCUCACAACACCUUACUCCUCCCAGAACCCAUCCAGGAGCAGUCUUGGAGAGUAUCACAAAGACAGUCGAAACCUGAAGAGGAUCAAAGACUCCACAAUGAGAUUUCGACUGCUGAAGCACACGCGACUGAACGUGGUGGCUUUCCUCAACGAGCUGCCCAAAACUCAACACGACAUCGCCUCCUUUACUGUCGACGUUAACACCUAUACAAACACACUACUGUCAUUCACAGUGAGCGGAGUCUUCAAAGAAGUUGCUGUUGAUGGUAAAUCCCGAGACUCCACCAUGGCCUUCUCUCGAGUUUUCAUCACAGUCCCAGCAGGGGGUUCAGGUUUGUGUAUCGUGAACGACCAGCUUUUUAUCAGAAUGGCUACAACGGAGGAGAUCCGCCGCGCCUUCGUGGCUCCUGCCCCGACCCCAUCUUCCAGCCCCGUCCCUGUCCUCACUGCCCAGCAGCAGGAGAUGCUUACAGCCUUCUCACAAAAGUCUGGCAUGAACCUGGAAUGGUCCCAAAAGUGUCUGCAAGACAACGAGUGGGAUUUCAACAGAGCAGCAGAAGUCUUCACACAGUUAAAGACUGAAGGCCAGAUCCCUGAUGUUGCAUUCAUAAAAUGAAGAAUAUAAUCAUACAUAUGUGAAAUAAAAUCUGCAGUAAUUUUGUUUAUUGCUUUUGUUUUAAUCUUGUUUUUGUUGUUGAAAAUAAUGUAAACCAGGUUAAUUACAGUUUUGUUUUAGCAGCCAAAUGUCCAGCAGUUUGGGAUGCUAUGAUCCAGUAUUUGGUUGUCAUGGUAACCUUUUGAUUAUUUGUAUAGAAAUCACUACAUGUUUUCAUAGGAAUAAAGACAGUUGGCUAACUUUGUUCAUAUUAAUUUGUUGUGUUGUGUUUAACAAUAAAAUAUUUUGUCACACA
Lates calcarifer (barramundi perch) is the source of this 2462-nucleotide messenger RNA. It is a transcript of the gene nxf1a, whose product is annotated as nuclear RNA export factor 1a. The transcript has 23 exons. Bases 41 to 2167 code for a protein of 708 amino acids. Gene Ontology annotation, cellular component: nucleus; cytoplasm. Gene Ontology annotation, molecular function: protein binding; RNA binding. Gene Ontology annotation, biological process: poly(A)+ mRNA export from nucleus. Lineage: Eukaryota; Metazoa; Chordata; Actinopteri; Centropomidae. The record is from RefSeq and is a predicted model, not a curated record.